This is a messenger RNA of Mesoplodon densirostris (Blainville's beaked whale), 674 nucleotides long. Its product is annotated as thioredoxin reductase-like selenoprotein T. The transcript has 2 exons. The record is from RefSeq and is a predicted model, not a curated record. NCBI's taxonomy places the organism in Eukaryota, Metazoa, Chordata, Mammalia, Artiodactyla, Ziphiidae. Gene Ontology annotation, biological process: cell redox homeostasis. Gene Ontology annotation, molecular function: thioredoxin-disulfide reductase (NADPH) activity. Gene Ontology annotation, cellular component: endoplasmic reticulum membrane.
CCUUGGGCCGGCUGCAGUCUGAGUCUGAGGACGGCUGAAGUGGUUUGCUCGUUUAAGAUGAGGUUUCUGCUACUUCUCCUGGUGGCGGCGUCGGCGGUGGUCCGGAGCGAUGCCUCGGCCAACGUGGGUGGCAUGCCUGGCAAGAGAUUAAAGAUGCAGUACGCCAUGGGGCCGCUGCUCAAGUUCCAGAUUUGUGUUUCCUGAGGUUAUAGGCGGGUGUUUGAGGAGUACAUGCGGGUUAUUAGCCAGCGGUACCCAGACAUCCGCAUUGAAGGAGAGAAUUACCUCCCUCAACCAAUAUAUAGACACAUAGCAUCUUUCCUGUCAGUCUUCAAGCUAGUGUUAAUAGGCUUAAUAAUUGUUGGCAAGGAUUCUUUUGCUUUCUUUGGCAUGCAAGUGCCUAGCAUCUGGCAGUGGGGCCAAGAAAACAAGUCUCUUGUCUAUGCAUGUAUGAUGGUCUUUUUCUUGAGCAACAUGAUUGAGAACCAGUGUAUGUCAACAGGUGCAUUUGAGAUAACUUUGAAUGAUGUACCUGUGUGGUCCAAGCUGGAAUCUGAUCACCUUCCAUCCAUGCAACAGCUUGUUCAAAUUCUUGACAAUGAAAUGAAGCUCAAUGUGCAUAUAGAUUCAAUCCCACACCAUCGAUCAUAGCCCCACCUAUCAGCACUGAAAAC